Messenger RNA from Paramuricea clavata, 1760 nucleotides. NCBI's taxonomy places the organism in Eukaryota, Metazoa, Cnidaria, Anthozoa, Malacalcyonacea, Plexauridae. The record is from the annotation of a GenBank genome assembly.
AUUGCCAUCUUCCAAGAAAACUUAAUUAAGGAUUGAAUUUCAAGUUUCGAUUUUAUGCAAAUACUUCCGCUUUCUUGUGCAAACGGCUCUGCUCCCUUCAUACUAAAUUAACCAACUAAGUUUGUUUUCUAAGCGACCUGAAGCAAAAUGGCAACAUCUCAACAAGAGGUGGACUGGCAAUCGACGAAGAAGACGGUGUUAGAACGAAGUCGUCAUAUGUUUAAUAAUCCGUUCAUGAGCGAUAUCGCGUUCAAUAUUUGUGAAGGCUCAGAGAAGAAAUUCUUCGCACAUAAAUAUGUCCUCGCCACAAGUAGUGCUGUAUUUUAUGCGAUGUUUUACGGCAAGCUGGCGGAGAAGAAUUCUGUUGUUCAUCUGAGCGAUACGGACGAGGAAAGUCUGGAGGAAUUUCUACGAUUUCUUUACACGGACGAGUGUAACUUGACAACACAUAAUGCCAUGUUCGUGUUGUACUUGGCCAAGAAGUAUAUCGUGCCCUCGCUCGCUCAGAAAUGUGUUGAAUUCCUUGAAGCCAACAUCGCAGUAGAAAAUGUUUCCACCAUCUUGCAACAAGCACUUCAAUUUAACGAGAAAAAGCUUGAAAAUAAAUGCUUGGAACUGAUAGAUUUGAAAACAAGCAAAACUGUCGCUUGUGAUGCAUUUAUUGAUAUUAAGGAAGCAACGUUAGCGCAUAUAUUGAAGCGAGAAUCGUUGACCGUCAGAGAGGUUGAUCUUUUCAAAGCAGUUUUAAAAUGGAGCGAAGCAGAAUGCUCAAGGAAGGGAAUAGAAGCGAAUGCCAAGAACAAAAGAGCCGCCAUGGGAAAUGCAAUCUAUCAGAUUCGUUUUGCUUCUAUGACCCUUCAAGAUUUUGCUCAGAAUGUUUCCCAGUCUGGCAUACUUACACCAGAAGAAAUGGUUUUAUUUUAUGAGAAAUUUAGCGGAGUAGAAAGAACGUCCGAAGUAUGGAAUAUGUCAGAAACAAGAGCAAAAGAAGAUAUCUUACUAAGAUGUUGCAGAUUUGAUAGCUAUGGAGAAAGUUUUGUGUCGAGCACAGUGAGCACUUUGGAGGACGCACUAGGUAUAUCAUUUAGUAAGCCAGUGAAAAUCCACGGUGUUCACUUGCUUGGCUGGAAACGGCAGGAAUAUAACGUGAAGUUAGAGGUUUGGUCUUGGAUAAUUGAAAAGAAAUUUCAUUCAAAACAGGAUAAUCGUCGUGUAUCAGGGUUUGAUGUCAUGUUACCCGUACCAAUCAAGGUUCGAGCGAAUGUCCCUGUUCAUCUGACGGCCAUCAUAACAGGUCGUUGUUGGACUUAUGUGAACGCACCGCGUGUGAGAAAGACCGUAGAAACAAAUGGUAUUACUGUAAGUUUUGAAACCAAGAAGGAUAGCGUUCAUUUUAAUGAAAUUAUCUUCAGUGAAAUGUAAAUGAGAUGCAGCAUUCUUACGAUUUUUGAGAUAAUUGAUGGUGUAAACAUUGUUAAUCACAUUUCAAAAUGGGGAGAAAGUAGAUGGAGAAAUGGCGAAGGGGUUGACAAUAACUAUGCCAUAGGGAGAUUAAAGAGAAUAUCACUAAUUUUGAGGACUGUAGGGACAAACUGAAACAAUUAUAACAAAAAACUUUGCAUCUUUAAGUGCGUCCAUUUGAUUUUUGAAAAAUAUAUCGAGCAAUACAUUUUUUAUAUGUGCUCACGAAAUAUAACACCCCCCCCCCAAAAAAAAAAAAAAAAUCAAAUGGUCUGUAAUGGUACUAGCCAGUUUCACAG